This is a messenger RNA of Vitis riparia (riverbank grape), 1486 nucleotides long. RefSeq lists its product as uncharacterized. The coding region runs from base 737 to 1015 and encodes 92 amino acids. The transcript is spliced from 2 exons. The record is from RefSeq and is a predicted model, not a curated record. Lineage: Eukaryota; Viridiplantae; Streptophyta; Magnoliopsida; Vitales; Vitaceae.
AUUACCCUCUUCCCUCCAAUACUGACCCUCCGAUCUCCACCCCCGCGCCUUUUUUAUUCGCCUCCUGAUUUCUGAUCCAACGGCUCUCCUUCUCCGCCUCAUAUACUGUCAUCUUUUGUUUUGUUUGUGUGUGUGUUUUUUUUUUCUCUCCUUCACGCCUCAUUUAUUUUUACUGUUUGUUUGCCGAGAAAAGAUAGGAAAGCGGAACAAAGUAUGAUUUUGAAUCCUUCUAUUUUCCCUCAUUGUUUGAACAAGAUUCUCUUUUCAACGCUUUCUGAUAUAUGGGUCAAUUAAGCUGACCUUUUCGUUUUGUGAAAGAAGAGGGGCAAAAAAAGAAAAACGGAAGAUUUGGAAAGUCUAUUUUAUUUUCUUUUCGUUUUCCCAAGUUUUCUCUGCAAUCAAACAGGGUCAACGGAUUUCUUUAUCUUUAUCUGAAUGAUAUCUCGGGGUCAGAAUCAUGGUUUGGUUUCAUUUCUGAAUAUUAGAGGUUGGAUCAUAUUGAAAUGUGCGUUGACCUCAUUGGAGAAUUAGAAAAUCUGGAAUUUGUGCGGCGCAUUAUUUGCAUAACUGGAAUCUAGGUUUAGGGUUUCAGGGUUCUGGAUCUUUUGUGAUUGGGUGAAUGGAAUUUUUUAUUAUCCAUCCAAAAUCUCAGGCUUUUGUAUUGGUUGCCAGCCAGAAGGCGUAUGUUUUUCUAAAUUAAUUCAAAGAUUCUGGACUAGUGGGGUUGUCAACAGAUAUGGAUGUUAAGGACCCUAUUAACUGCACAAAUAAGCCUCUGGUUGCUUUAGACUCACCAAAGAUCGAAAAUCGUGAUGAUGGGGAGGACAGUGAGUCAAAUUCUUUGUUGCCACCACGAAGAGGUGGGAUGUCGAGAAGGCAGGACAAAGUACGGAGGAAAGUCCAGUGGAACGAUAGGAAUGGGAACAAGCUCGUGGAAGUUCUCGAAUUUCAACCAAGUGAUGUGAGUGAUACUGAUGAUGAGGAGUCAGAUUCUUGCAUCUGCACCCUAAUGUAGACUUUUAUCACAAGAUAUAUGCCUGAUAACCGUAAGGGCCAUCCCCCUCCAACACUGAUUUUGAUGAUUUUAGUAUAAAGGUAGCCAUGUUUCCAAGUCUCUAUUGUAAGGAUGGACGACCAAAGGACCCAAUAAAGGGCAAGGCAAUCUCUCGUGCUCUGGAAACAUUUUUUCACUUUCUAUCAAAAGGUAAGGUUAAUACAUUUCAUCAAUGGGUUUGAGGUGGGGUUUCGAAUCAACUGAUGAGCCACAUGGAUUGUUUCUUAGGGAUAGAGGUGGAUGACAGGAUAACGGCAAUCUUCCUUCCUUAUGUAAUAUAUUCUGUAGUACAAUUAAGCUUUUUGUUUGCUUUUGUCACAUAUGUUGAUAUGUAUCUUUUGGAUAUUCACUCAAUAGAUUACUCUGCACGGUCAGCAUAGUUCAUGACUUAGCAGCUACUUCAAUACUAUUCCUAUUUGUUUGAUGUUUAUC